This is a messenger RNA of Paramecium pentaurelia, 3987 nucleotides long. NCBI's taxonomy places the organism in Eukaryota, Ciliophora, Oligohymenophorea, Peniculida, Parameciidae. The record is from the annotation of a GenBank genome assembly.
AUGAUCUUAAAUCAAUGUGAUAUCAAUAUCAAAAUGAAUCCCUUAAAAUCCUCAUUAAUCAAUAAUUUUCAUCGUAAAAAUUGUGAUAAAUCAGAAUGUAUUUGCUCUAAUAAGUUAUACAUUUUAGAAAUUUCAUAGGCUAAUGCAAUUACUUAAGCAAUUCUAAAAUAAUUUCUGAGAUCCAGAAUAAAUUACAUAAUAGAUACUAAAAAUUAAUAAAAGAAUGCUUAAAUAAAUGAAUUAUUAUUUAUACAAACUUUAUUUUAUUUUGAUUUUGGAUGGUUGACAGAUUGUAUUAAAAAUCUAACUCAAUUUUUGAGUUGUUUUGAAAAUAAUUAAAAUAUAAUGAUUAAAAAUACUGUUUAAUAGACUAAAAAUUUAGAGGAUCCAUAAAAUGAAUCAUUUACAAAAAAGGAUAGAUCUAAUUAAUAAUUUCCUUAAUUUAUUUAUGUUAAGAUAUAGUUAGAUAUGACUUAAUAUUGUAGAUUAAAUUAUAUUUUACACUUAGCUAAAUUUAAAUUAAAAUCAUUUUUGGGAACAUCAAUGUAUGCAUUUUAAUAAUUAAUGGUUUCUGAUUUUAUAAUAUCUUUUUUGAAUUAUGAUAAAUGUUUAAGAGAAAUACAAACUUAAACUUUAAAUAUGAUACAUGAGAAAAUUAACUUUUAUCAUUCAAUUAUGAAAGAUGAGAAACAUAACCUCAAUCAUUUAGCAGUUGAGACUACAAAAAUUUGUAUCAAUUUAAGUAAAAUGAAAUAGAGACUUAAAUAGAUUUAUGAUUAAUAUCCUUGUAAAAGUAUGUAGAGAUGUUUAUGUUUUUUUCAAAGUGAAUUAUUGAAUAAUUAUUAUGAAGCCAAUAAAACAUCAUCAAUUACAUCCAUGACAGAUGAUAAAAUUUUUAGAAAUAAAAAAAUAAGAAAUUAUGAAAUAUAAGUAGAAUAGACAGCAUUUAUAAUUUUAUCAAUUAAAGGAGAUUUAGAUGAUUUCAAUAUUGAAUAAGGUUCAUCUUUUCUUUUGUAAUUAAUAGGUUAUGAUACCUAUAAAGAUCUUUAAUUCUAUUAAUUAUUACCUACUUUUAUGAGACAUUUUCAUCCAAUAAUAAUAAAUAAUUUUUUUAUAAAUGGUUAAUCUCGAUUUUAUAAAAGUUUUAAUUAAAGUUUUAUAUAAACUAAAACUGGACUAUUGAAAACAGUAUUUUUAACAUAUGAUAUCACUAAAAUAAUAUUAAAUUAAAAUUUAGUAUUUGCUGCAUUUUUACAAGAGUUACCAGAUUAAAAAUGUUUUAUGUUAUCAUAUGGUAGUAAAAGAAAAUUAAUUUUUUCUGAAAACUUCUUUUAAAAAAUUGGAUUUGAUUAAAAAAUUAUAUUGAAUUUACCUUCAAUUGUAAUCAAUUCUCUUAAUUUACAAUAUCUAAUUCCAAAUUUUCCAUUAGAUCAUUCAGAAACAGAAACUUCUUAGAUUAAUACUGAAAUGAGAUUUUUAAUUGAUAAAAGAUUGAAAGAACUAUAAAUAAAAGGAGUUGAUUUAAGUGAAUAUAUAUUGGAUCUAUAAUAAUGGGAAAAUGAAGAUUAAGUAUGUUUAUAUAACAUAUCUGUAAUGAUUACUAAACGAUUUAUUGAACAAUAAUCUUAUCUAUUAAUUGAAUUUUCAUCAAUAACAAGAAUGACAAAAUUUUCAUAAGAUGUCUCUAAAUUUUAGACUAUUCAAAAUAUUGAUAUGAAUUCUCCAUUUAGAUCUCCUAUUAUCUAAUAAAGGAAAAAUUCUGUUAGCAUAGGUUCAUUAAUGAAUUUAAGCAUAGAAGCAUAAGCAAAGAAAGUAAAAGUAAUGGAUAUAAGAAAGAAGGAUAUUUAAAUGAAUGAUUUAUCAGAAGAUGAAGUAGCUUGUAAUAUUGCAUCAUUUAGAAAAGAUGAAUAAUAAAAUCAUGCUCCAUAUUAAAGUUAAAGAUAAUUAUUGUCUGAAAGAAAAAAUGAUACUUAAUAAGAAUUUUUCAAUAUUGAUUUAUUGAAAAUGGAUUCAAAUAUUAAAUCAUCUUUAGAAAUUCAAAAAUCAUAGAUUAGUAAAAAGAAGAUAGAUUAAAAUGAUGAUAUUUAAUCUUAAUAAUCUUCAAUUGGAGGAGUGAGAGAAUCUUAAUUGUUUAAGAAAUUUGAAAUGAUUGAGAAAAUUAUUAAAAAUAAAAAGUUUAAUACUAUGAUCAUAUAUAUAGUUUUAUUGAUUCUAUUAACUAUGUUUUGGAUAUCAUAUACAAUAGUGGUUGUGACUGCUAUGUCAUCUCAAUUAUUAUAAUUUAUUUAAGAAAUAGAUAUGAUAUCUUUACAUGCUAGUAUAAUGGGACCACAUGAUAUGUAUUUAUCAAUAAAAGUAACAGUAUCAGCUUAUCAACAAUAAUAUAGAGAAAAGUUUAUAGAUUAAACUACUUUAUUAAAAUUGAUUGAUCCAUUAUUUUAAUUCAAUGCUCCUUAUUAUUUUGAUUUGUAAAAUAGUUUUUUUAAUAUUUUAAAGAAUGAUCAUUUAACUGAAUUUUUUAUUGAUAAGUAUGAAACUGUAUAUUUUAUGGGUAAUAAUGAUACAGUAAUUUAUAGCCGAAAUUUGUCAUUUAGAGAGGAACUAUUAGCAAUAAUUAAUGCAUAAUAUUAAUUUAAAAGAAUUUUUGAUGAACGUAAGAAUGCAGCAGGAUAACCAUGUUAAGUAUUUUAAUUUGCAAAUUAUUUAAAUUUAUAAGAUUAAUUAGAAUAAUUAACAGAUGAAAUUUUAGUAUAUUCUAAAACUAGAAGUAUAUCUUCAAAUGAUUAAUGGUUAAUUUUAUGGAUUAUAUAUUAAAUUACAUCUUUUUUAUUAAUAAUUGCAUUAGUUAUUGUACGUAAAAGGAUGUUAAAAACUUAUGAAUAAUUAUUAAGUCUAUUUUAUUAUUCAGAUAGAAAUUCAUUAGAAUAAGAGAUUUUAAAACUUAAACAUUUACAUUAAUUGAUUACUACUUAAAAUUAAGAAAUUAUUUAAAAAUAUGAAUUUGAUUUUAAAUAAAGAGAAGAUUUAGUUAAAUAAAAGAAAAACAAGGUUCAUUAAUAAAAGAUUGAGAAACAUAAUUUAAGAAAAAAUAAUUAAUUACCUUAAUUUUUAACAUUUUUAAGAAUAUUUAUUAUGUAUGCUUAUUUUUUGAUUUACUCUGUUGUAAUUUAUGAUUAAACAAAAAAUUAUCUUGUUAAAUAUAGAUAAACAACUGAUUUUUAUAGAUUAGUUUAGGAUAUGAGAUUUAGAAGUGGUACAAUAUAUGUUUAUAGAGAAAUCUUUUUUAGAUGGUCUAAUUUUAGUUAUUUAACAACAAAUGAUUUAGAUCGUUUAUAUUAAUUAGUUGAAAAAUCAUAAAAUAUAAUACAAUAAUACUUAAAUGAUUAGAGUGAUCUAUAAAAUGAUAAUUAUUUACUUUCAGAUAAUUAUAUCAAUUUUAUUACACAAGUUGAAAAUUCCAAUUUGUGCAAUUUUAUUGAUCCUGUAUUUAUUUAUUAUUAUUAAUUUUAGUAAUACAUUAAUCUAACAAUUUAUUGUUCAAUUUCUUUAGAUGGAGUAUUACUUAAAGGUAUGAUUCCAAGUUUAAAUUAUAUAUCUACUGCUAUUAGGAGUUAGUAAGCUAUCAAUAAUUUUACAAAAAGAAUGGAAGUACAUUUUUAUGAAUUGGAAGGUGCUUAAAUAAUAUGUUAAGUAUUUUCUAAUGUAUCAUAAAAAUUAUAAUAAGGAAUGAUCGAUUUGACUCAUAAAUUUAAUUACACUAAUGAAGUAUAAAUAACUAUAUAUAUAUAUAUAUAGAUUCUAUCUUAUAUAUUCCUUGUAACCUAAUUGUCCAUAUCAAUUGUUAUACUAACCUGUUUUAAGAAUUCUUUGAUAAAUGAAUUCACUAUGUAUAAGAAAUCUCUGUAUCUCAUACCUAUUCAAGUAUUACUAGGGGAUAAUUCUUUGGAAAGAGCAUUAAGAUAAUAUGAAUUCACUGAAAAGAUUUGA